Bacidia gigantensis is the source of this 1734-nucleotide messenger RNA. RefSeq lists its product as uncharacterized. The transcript is spliced from 5 exons. The coding region runs from base 1 to 1734 and encodes 577 amino acids. Lineage: Eukaryota; Fungi; Ascomycota; Lecanoromycetes; Lecanorales; Ramalinaceae. Gene Ontology annotation, cellular component: membrane. Gene Ontology annotation, biological process: amino acid transmembrane transport. Gene Ontology annotation, molecular function: amino acid transmembrane transporter activity. The record is from RefSeq and is a predicted model, not a curated record.
AUGGAGAAGGGCCCUGUCGACGAGAAGUUCCCUCGGGACAAGGAAUACGACAGCAGUGACAGCCCAGUCCACGAUCAUGACUUCGAAGCUCAAGAGCCAACGAAAGGCAAGCUCAACAGAGAUCUCAAAGGCCGCCAUAUGCAGAUGAUUGCUAUCGAUACUCUGCUGAUAGUUCUGCAGGCGGUUCAAUCGGCGCUGGUCUCUUCGUCGGCUCUGGUUCUGCUUUUCACGCUGGUGGACCCGGGAGUGUUGUAUGUUAUGCAUUUCUAUGCACAGCAACUAAAUACUGAAACUGCCAACCAGCUCAUCGGGUUCAUGAUCAUCGGCUGCAUGUUGCUCUUCACAGUGCAAGCGCUCGGAGAGAUGGCUGUUUUGAUUCCCGUCAACGGGGCCUUUUUCGCCUACGCGUGUCGCUUCAUUGACGAGUCAUGGGGCUUUGCCAUGGGAUGGGACUAUGCGCUUUCGUGGCUUACUAUCUUGCCAUUUGAAAUCACUGCUGCCGGUAUCACAAUCAAAUUCUGGCGAGACGAUAUCAACGUAGGAGUCUGGAUAACGGUCUUCCUAUUCGCUCUCUGCACCAUCCAGAUCUUUGGUGUGCGGGGAUAUGGAGAAGUGGAAUUCGUUCUAUCCUUGAUCAAAAUUGUCGCGGUCAGCGGUUUCAUCAUCUUUGGUAUCAUCGUCGAUUGCGGCGGCGUUCCAAGCGACCCUAGAGGCUACAUAGGCGCCCACUAUUGGCACGACCCAGGCGCGUUUCGGAACGGCUUCAAGGGUUUCUGCUCUGUCUUUGUCACCGCCGCCUUCGCCUUCGGUGGCACAGAGUUGGUCGGUCUAGCUGCGGCUGAAGCAGCCAACCCAAGAAAGACUCUACCUACAGCAACAAAGCAGGUUUUUUGGCGAAUCACCUUCUUUUAUGUGGUGUCUCUCUUCAUUGUUGGGUUGAUCCUUCCAUCCGACUCCAAAGAUCUUCUCGGAUCCUCAGGCGCAAACACCAAGGCAUCUCCCUUCGUCCUAGCCAUUCAAGCGGCGAAAGUCAAAGGCUUACCGUCAGUCUUCAACGCGGUCAUCACUAUCUCCGUUCUCUCUGUCGCAAACUCGUGCACCUAUGGUUCAACACGUACCAUGCAAGCUCUGGCUACGCGAGGUAUGGGCCCGAAAUUCCUCACAAAGAUCGACAAGCAUGGCCGCCCUUAUUGGUGCGUCGUCAUUCAGCUCUGCUUCGGUUUGCUCGCUUUCAUCAAUGAAGCAAAUGUUGGCGACACAUUCUUCACCUGGCUCCUGUCUCUGAGCGGCUUAUCCUACUUCUUCGUCUGGGGAAGCAUCUGUCUUUCGCACAUACGGUUCCGAGCCGGUUGGAAAGCGCAGGGCCACACCUUGGACGAACUUCCGUACCAGGCACAAUUCGGCAUAAUCGGCAGCUACAUCGGCUUUUUCCUCAACUGUAUCGCCCUGAUUGCUACAUUUUACGUCUCACUAUUCCCUGUUGGCGGAUCUCCCGAUGCGCAAGUCUUCUUCGAAUCGUACCUGGCUGCUCCUAUUGUCAUCGCCCUCUAUGUUUUCUGGAAGAUUUGGACAAAAGGGAAGGGAGGACUUUUCGUUAAGACGUCUGAGAUGGAUGUCAGCACGGGCAUACGUCAAUUCGAUUUGGAUGCUCUCGAGGACGCUACACCAAGAAAGAAGAGCAUCGCAAAUUUGCCUCUGAGAACGGUUAGGGAUUGUUCUAAAGAAGCCACCUAA